AAAGGCAGAGAAAGGAAUAUCCCCUAUCCCCGCACUUUAAAACUGGCUCAUCAUCAUUUAUGAAAAAAAAAGAAAGCUGACGAGUCAUUAGUCAAACACACUUUAUGCGCCUGUGUGUGUGUGGGGGUGUGUGUGUGUGUGUACGUGUGGGUUUAUUUAUGACGUUUAGGAACUUACAAAUCCGGUUUCACGUGUGAGUGCUUCAGACACUGCAUAGACGCAGCUCACUAGAGAAGAUCUGAUUGUUAUUCUCAGCAUCUGUCAGAGUGUGAAGUGUGUAAGACAGACGUGUCGUGGAGGAUGAAGCUGCUCUAUGUACUGCUCCUGGCUGUGGCUGUCCUAGCUCUGGCUGCAGGACACCGGGUGGAAUCUGGAUGUCAGGACUUUGACAUCAGUCAGGAAAAUGUAUGCUGCACAAAGUGUAAACCAGGAAACCGUCGUGUGUCUACCUGUGGGUCAGAUCCAAACACUUUAUGUACUCCCUGUGAAAAAGGCACCUUUACCACCAGCCCAUACGAGUGGAUGUGUAAGAUCUGUGAGCAGUGUAGUUCAGUCUUCGAACUUGCUUGA
This is a messenger RNA of Sinocyclocheilus grahami, 570 nucleotides long. Its product is annotated as tumor necrosis factor receptor superfamily member 4-like. The transcript has 3 exons. Lineage: Eukaryota; Metazoa; Chordata; Actinopteri; Cypriniformes; Cyprinidae. Gene Ontology annotation, molecular function: signaling receptor activity. The coding region runs from base 301 to 570 and encodes 89 amino acids. The record is from RefSeq and is a predicted model, not a curated record. Gene Ontology annotation, biological process: regulation of cell population proliferation.